AUGAUAGUCUAUUUACACACCAGACCACCAAAAGGUCUCAGGGAUCUUGAACGAGCCCUUCAGGGCUUUGCCAUCGAUAACGGCGCUACUAUCGCUGACAAUGACCUCGUACUCGCCCUGCUCGACGCACCACUGGCUGCGGUUCUCGUCCCAGAAGCUGGCAGCAUACUUGGUCUCGAUGUCGACCUUGACCGUCUUCUUCUCGCCCGCGUCGAGCUCGACCUUGGCAAAUCCCUUGAGCUCCUUGACGGGUCUGUUGAUGCUCGGCUUUUGCUUGGGCGCGACGUAGACCUGAACAACCUCGGCACCCUUGACGCUGCCCGUGUUGGACACGGUCGCCUCGACGGUGACGAGGUUGCCGUCUUGCCCGACCUUCAAGUCGCCAAAGGCAAACGUGGUGUAGCUGAGACCGUGACCAAAGGGGAACAGCACGGCGCGGUCGGUGGCCUCGUAGAAGCGGUAGCCGAUGUAGACGUCCUCGCCGUACAGGGUGCGGGCGGCCUCGGCCCGGAAGUUGAGGAAGGCCGGGUUGUCCUGCAGGCGGAUGGGGAAGGAGAGGGGAAGCUUGCCGCUGGGGUUGACGUCGCCAAAGAGCACGUCGGCGAUGGCGUUGCCCGUCUCGUUGCCGCCGUACCACGACUGCACGAUGGCGGCGACAUCGGCGUGCCAGGGCAUCUCCACGGGCGUGCCCGACUGCAUGACGACGACCGUGUUAUUGUUGGCGGCGGCCACAGCGGCGAUGAGGUCGUCCAUGGGGGCCGGGAGCUUCAUGUCGUCGCGGUCGUGGCCCUCGGUUUCCCAGUCGGCGUUGAGCCCGCCGCAGAUGAUGACCUGGUCCGCGUCCCUGGCCAGCGCCGCCGCCUUGGCGAUCUCCUCCUCGGCGUCGAUGCACUUGCAUCCGCCCAUGCGCAGCGCGCCCUCGCCGAGCGCCAUGCCCUCGGUCGGGAGCGUCGACGUCGGCGCGCUGCCGUACUCGAGCUUGAUGUGGUACUUUUCGCCCUUGGUCAGCUUGUAGGUGCCCUUCUCCUCGACGGUGCCGGUGCCGAAAAAGGCGUCACCCUGGCGCUGCUUGGUGGCGUUUUACUUACGAUCACCGUUGAUAAAAAGCUUGCCCGAGCCGCUGACGACGACACCAAACUCCCAGGUGCAGUCCUCCUCGGCAACGAGGUAGCCCUCGUAGUCUGCGUACCACGUCUUGGACUUGAGCUUGGGGUUGUAGUAGUCGACAAAGAGGUGGUCGGUCUUUGUAAAGGUGAACUCGUCUGUGCACACGCGGUUGGCAUCGGUCGGCGGCUCGUUGAAGACGCGCAUCGUCAUGCCGGGCUCGCCCUUGGCGGUCUUGGUGGCGCCACCCAGCACGGGCAGCAUCUUGUGCGAGUAGGCACCGACGGCGAACUCGGGCUCCUUGCCGAGCUUGGCCUUGAUGCCGUCGAAGGGUGUGACGGCGUAGAAGGCCAGGAGCGAGGCCGAGCCGCCGCCGUGCACCUGCGAGUCGGUGCCAAUGCGACGAAGCAGGGCUGCCGUCUCAGGGGUGUCCUGGUCCGUCGUCUCCGGGCCGUUCUCCUCGACGCCGGCGGCGGCGCACUUGUUGAUGAACUUGAGCAUGGCGCGGGCACGCUCGUCGAGGACAUGCUUGCGGACCUUGUCGGUGUCGACGCAGAACUUGAGGAGGUUGCCACGGAAGCGCGGAGGGCCGGGCAUCUCGAGGUCGAGACCGGCGUUGGCGGCCUCGGUGGUGGUGUAGGUGCCGUACCAAUCGCUCAUGACCAUGCCGUCCCAGCCCCACUCCUUCCGCAGCAUGUCGUCCAGCAGCUUGGGGUUCUCGCUGCAGUAGGUGCCGUUGACGCCGUUGUAGGCCGUCAUGAAGGAGGCCGGGUUGGAGUCGCGCACGGCGAUCUGGAAGGGCAGGGCGUAGAUCUCACGGAGGGCGCGCUCCGUCAGUAUGCUCUGGACGGCGUUGCGACGGUGCUCCUGGUCGUUGCAUACAAAGUGCUUGAUGGUGGCCUGGACGCCGGUGCUCUGGAUGCCACGCACGAUGGCGGCAGCGCCGAGCCCGGCCAGCACCGGGUCCUCGCUCAGCGACUCGAACCCACGGCCGCCGAGCGGGCCACGCUGCAUGUUGAUGGUGGGGCCGAGGAUGGCGUGGGCGCUCUUUGUCUUGGCGUCCUCACCCAUCUUGCGGCCGGCCUCUUCUAG
This is a messenger RNA of Pyricularia grisea, 2196 nucleotides long. RefSeq lists its product as uncharacterized. Lineage: Eukaryota; Fungi; Ascomycota; Sordariomycetes; Magnaporthales; Pyriculariaceae. Bases 1 to 2196 code for a protein of 731 amino acids. The record is from RefSeq and is a predicted model, not a curated record. The transcript has 4 exons.